Molecule: messenger RNA, 1791 nt
Organism: Trypanosoma cruzi
Lineage: Eukaryota; Euglenozoa; Kinetoplastea; Trypanosomatida; Trypanosomatidae
Exons: 1
Coding region: 1-1791 (596 amino acids)
Source: RefSeq, a predicted model, not a curated record
AUGACUUCCAAUGAUAUUAAUGCUUUUAAGCAGUAUCUCUGGUCACUCUUUCAGUCGUACUCCUACAUCCCAAGCGGAGGUGGAAACGGCGGCCCACCGGCGCGGCGGCUCAGCGAGAGUGGUUACCGCGCCGUCAUUUCGUUGGUUGCAACUACCGACGUUAUGAGUCGCUUUUUUUUGGCAGAGGAUGAGAUCACGCAGCGUGAAUGCCUCAAACGCAUGGAUUCUGAACGCUUUAGAGAAGAAGUGUGGGAAGAGAUGAUUUCUGCGGAAGAAUGGCUCCGGGACUGUGCCGGUGGUGUCACCGAGGACGCUGGAAAGAAGGAAGUGGAAUUGGGGGAACUCGACGUGGCGAUAUCAACGGAUUACGAUUAUCACAUCAUGCGGCCAUCUUUAGGGCACAAAACCAUCGGUUGGAACAUUUUCAUUGCAGUGUUGUUACUGCGCCUCAGCAACUCCCUCCACUUGCGUAUCGAGGACCACAUAUUGCGGGAGUGCCAAGAGGCACUACAUCCCUUGGCGCGGUUGCUGACAGUGCAGGGCUCCCAUGUAGCUUCGAAGGUUGAUGGUUUUGCAUCUUAUUUGUCUCAAGUUGAGAGACGCCCCUGCAUCGACAAAGAACGACCCGCAACAACCGUCAUGCGUUUCGCUUUGGAGGAGCAUGCCAGAGAUCCAGCGCCACGGCGCAGCUCCGCUUCAGGAAGCUUUUUUACAUCUGCUAGAAUUAAGACGAGUCUGCACGAUAAGGCACCUGUGAGUGGUGUCGAAGUGGCUGCAGAAGUGAUGCAGCCGACUUUUGUGUCCCCGUUGGAGCGUCGCAGAAUGCGGAAUAAUGAAGCUCUUGGACGGCUUGAGCAAUUUGCGGGCAGUGUUGGGGGACCAUCAUCGGCCACGGUAGGGGCUGGCAAGGCGGCUCACCGACUGAAACCGCGAUGCGAGCGCAUGGACGUUAAAAACGGCAUUCCGAACGACGAGCACCCACACCAAUCCUCACCCCCACCACGCCCGAAACAUUCGUCUAUGAUGGUUCCCGCCGUUUCUCGUCCAGGUUGUAUUGGGUCAGCGAGAGGCAGGAACGUUCCGAUUGAAGUUAUGAAGCUUCACCAACGGCUCACUCGAGGCAACGAAAAUCGGUUAGAAGAAACUGGCGGUAACGCGUUAUUCAGAGGCUCGAGAGGGAGCAUGACGCGAUCAUCCUUGGAAACGACGCUGGAAGUGUGGAACUCCACUCACAUGAAAGGAAAUAUACCCUCUGCAGACACUGGAUCGGAGGUGUACCAUGCCCGGCAUGACGAGGAGAUCAAUCAAAGCGAUGACGAGCGUUGCCGACCAGCUGCACAGUGUUCAUUUUUAGCCUCAUCUUGCUCGCCGUCGCCGAAUCGAGAGCAGAUACGCGGUGCGAAGAAGAUUUUGGCGCCCCUUGGAACCAAUUUGCAAGUUGGCCCCUCAUGCUCACUGGGAGAAGGGCCAUCUUUGUGCAAGGAGAACAUUCCAGCCGCUGUCAGUGCUCUUGAUGGCACAUUGCGGCAGCGGAAACAAAUUGGCGCUGCAAAGGGAACAAUCGCCUGCGGAGAGCCAACUGGUCCAAAGGAAGCACCCCAACAGAAACCACUUGAAUUACCGUCCUCUCAACGUGGGACGCGGAGGCAGCCUGGGCCACCGCUCUCACCCUCAAAUCGAGCCCUCUCCCGAUCGGCGAGGGGUCAACGUCCUGUACAACCCAUUGUUCCCCGCACGAGAGCACCACCAGUGGACGGUGGGGGUUUCAAAAUAGAAACAGCGACUAAAUGA